CUUACAUUGAUGGUCAUGAUUACUUUCAAGCCAUCGAGAAAGCUAUCAAUGAGGCAAACAAAGAAAUCUUGAUCAUGGGGUGGUGGCUUUCUCCUGAACUUUAUCUCUUGAGACCUUGCGAUAAAGAUGACGAAGAUCUUCGUCUUCAUUCCAUUCUCAAGAAAAAAGCUGAAGAUGGAAUCAAAAUUUUUAUUAUACUCCAUCAAGAACAGCCUGAAUAUUUUAAAAUAGAAUCUCAACAUAGUGAAGACAUGUUGCGACACGAUAAUAUUUUUGUUCUGAGGCAUUCUUCUGGAAACAUUGCAUCAGUCGCUUUCGAUAAUUUGAUGGACUUUUUUGACAUGCGUAUUCCCAAUGUUGACAGUAUGAAUUUGGCGUGGUAUCAUCAUGAGAAAAUCGUAAUUAUUGAUCAAUAUGAAGCAUUUAUCGGUGGCUUAGAUUUGUGCUUUGGUCGUUACGAUACCAAGGAGCAUAUUCUUACUGAAGCUUCAAUUAUUUCUAAAAAUAAUGAAAUUUGGCCUGGGAAGGAUUAUUACAAUCCCAGAAUUAAGGACCUUGAGUUUGUACGUGUAUGGAAAGAGUCUUUGAUUAAAAAAUCAAAAGACGCAAGGAUGCCAUGGCAUGAUGUUUCCGUCUCUUUUAAAGGGAAGUGCGUGCUGGAUCUCGUUUCGCAUUUUAAUCAACGAUGGAAGUUUAUUAAAGGAAAACAAAUCAACAUUUUCACUCCAGAAAUUCAUAGUUUUCCAGAGAACAUUUCUGAACUUAAUAUAAAUUCUAGUAAUAUUGGUACAUGUAAUGUCCAAAUUCUUCGAAGCUGCGGAAACUGGAGCAAUGGCGUUGACAUUGAGAAGUCCAUACAAAAUGCUUAUAUUGAUAUGAUUUAUAAAGCAGAACACUUCAUUUACAUCGAAAAUCAAUUUUUUCUUACAUCUACUAAAAAAGAGAAUGAGAAGCAUGCUAAAAACUUGAUUGGUGAGGCAAUCGCUGCUCGCAUUAAAAGGGCAAUUGAAGAAGAAAAAGAAGAUAAUCGAUUUAGGGUAAUAAUAAUAUUACCUUUACUCCCAGAAAUCCCAGGUGAACUAGAUUCCAGUAACCAACAAUUAUGUCAAAUUGUCCGCUAUCAAUAUCAAUCUAUCCGAGGUUUGAUGAAUACUAUUUCAGACAUCUGCAAAGAGAAGGGAAAGCUACCAGAAGAUUACAUAACAUUUUAUGGACUUCGCAAUUGGAGUAUUAUUGGGAAAAAUAAACAAGACUUAUUCAAUUCAAAAAAUCUCAAAGACAUCCCUACCAAAAAUAUUGUCGCUGAGCAGGUUUAUGUUCAUUCUAAUAUCAUGAUUGUUGAUGAUAGGAGAGUAAUUUGUGGUUCGGCAAAUUUGAAUGACAGAUCGAUGGCUGGUGAUUGUGAUUCUGAAAUUGCUGCUAUAAUAGACGAUACUAAAAUGGUAGAUUCCAAAAUGAAUGGCAAAUUGUGGAAAGCGAGUAACUUUGCUUACACACUUCGAAAAAAACUCUUCAUGGAACAUAUCGGUCUAUCCGAUGAUGAAGACCAUUUGGUG
Messenger RNA from Racocetra persica, 1556 nucleotides. NCBI's taxonomy places the organism in Eukaryota, Fungi, Glomeromycota, Glomeromycetes, Diversisporales, Gigasporaceae. The record is from the annotation of a GenBank genome assembly.